AUGCGCGAACCUCCGCCGCCCGCCGACGACGCCCACGCCCACGGGCAGGCGGACCAGGAAAUCAAGCAGCUGCUGGCGACCGUCCGGACCAACCUGGAGCUGGUGGCGCGCACCUGGGGCCGCGAGAGCAGGCAGCACCGCGAGGCGCGGGCGGUGAUGCGCGCGUGCCUCGAGGAUGUGCAGCUGCGGCGGCAUCGGCGGCGGCGGCGGCAGGAGGACCACCACCCGAGAGCAGAGGAGGAUGAGGAUGGAGAUGAUGGAGACGAGGCAACGGGAACGGGAAAAAGAAAAGGAAAGGAAAGGGGAAUCGCAGGUGGAGGUGGAGGGACAGGGCAUCGAGGCGAUAACGACGACGACGUGGAGAUGGACACGGGCGUGGAACGGGACAGAGGACGGGAAAUAGACCAAGAUAUCGCAGCGGUGUUGGCCGAGUUGAGCCUGUCGUGA
Molecule: messenger RNA, 447 nt
Organism: Fonsecaea erecta
Lineage: Eukaryota; Fungi; Ascomycota; Eurotiomycetes; Chaetothyriales; Herpotrichiellaceae
Exons: 1
Coding region: 1-447 (148 amino acids)
Source: RefSeq, a predicted model, not a curated record